UAGACUCGACCAUUUCGGGUGUUAUCGUAAGGGGAUUAAUAAGAGAGGCAAUGAUUGGAGUGAAUAGGUCUUUUUAGUAUAACGAUCCCCCUCUCUCAUCGUUUGAUACAGACCACCGACUCGUACAAUCACCAUUCGUGACACCUUAGCUGAGGUCACUCGCAACGAGCUGGACAAACUGGCCGCCCAGACCAAACCCUCAUCUUUAAAUCAAUUCCUCCUCCUCUCUCUCUCUCAUUAAUUUCGAGAAUUAUCAUUUGAACUAUCAUCGCUAUCAUCACCACACCCUGCAUUCCCACUCGCAAUGCUGGAACCCAACUAGUCUAAGUCUUUCGCGUCUGACAGCCUUCUCCGAUUCUCUCAUUCCAACCCGGCCUCUUCAAAUAUUGAAGCAUUGAUCAUCUAUAGAGUAUCGUGAUCGAAGCUCAUAACGAUGCGAUCGUCUGUCUGGUGCAGUGUGUAAUUGAAUGCAACGCCCACUAAUUCACGGAUAAAGAUUGGACGCGUGGAACACUUCCAUAACAUCGCCUUCAGCCACGGAAAGACCCGGCCGCCCUCCCUCCCCCACUCCCGUCACAACCGACUCUCAACAAACUAUACUUGUCGUGUUUUCUCUCUCUCUCUCUCUGCGACAAGAACUGUUCAUACCGUUCGUAAGCAGGGAUUCUUUCGUGUCACACUGGAAACCACUGUGAACCUGAAAGCUUGCCAACAAUUAUCUGCCCUUUCACCAUCUGUCAGGAGAAACAACGGAUCGAAUUUAAACGGUUUGGAGCCGAUGUUACUCUGGAAAAGUAUAUAGCUUAUCUUUAAGGUGUGAUUUUGAUCCUGUUUUGGUGAUAUCAGAAGCCAGUGUGCAACAUCUAUUUCUUGGUGAGGCAACAAUAAAUGCUACCUGACCAGAUGGAAUCGUCUGCGGAGUCGCCACUCCGGGAAAACUUGUCAACAACAUCCCCGGGACUGAAACACACCGGGAAUACAACAGUCAGUAUGCCUGUAGCCAGCCCACAGCCUGUAGGCACCCAUAACAACAACAGCAGCUCGACCCGGGACGAAUGCUCACGUUGCAGCUCGCCGGCCUCGUCGCCGAACUCUUGCCCCGCCAGCCCGGCGCACAGCACCAGCGAUGCCGGGUCGGUGUCGCCCUCCCCUACGGCUGCAGCAACGCAUGUCGGUUUCUCGCCAGCCACCACCCACCACUUGCCACACAGGCAACACAAACACAUCCACCACCAUCAUCAUCACCUUAACAUCAACAACAAUAAUAACAACACCAUCAACCACAUACGCGCGAAACAUGACUCUGGGUCAGAACUGUUCAUUGGUAAGGUCCUGGAUUCGAAUCCCGCUCACCAGCUCGGACUACCCCCUCAUAUUCGUCACCCUAUGUUAUCCCAGGGUAACCUACAGAUUCCCUUACCGGUACGUAACCCGGUCGCCGCUCCGCCAUCGUUCCUCAUCCGGGAUAUCCUCGGAGAUCUCAAAACGCGGGAAACUAACUCAAGAACUGACGCAGAAAUUCGCGAAUUCGACAGACGAUCAGCAUUCCACUUCAGGCACUCUGAUCUAUCGUUACAGCGAGCUGAUAAAGACAAUAAGGACAUUGAUGACGAUGUCGAUGACGAUGACAGGCAUAGUGAGACGACGUCGUUGAAACGAUCACUGUCAUCAGACGAUCUUACAGAUUCGAAAUCGAAAGACAACGAUUACGACAAAGAUGGGGACCCUGAUGACUCAGAGACCGACGGUUCGGGGAGCAAGUCGAAGAAGCCUCGCAAGGCCCGAACAGCAUUCACAGAUCAUCAACUCAACACACUGGAGAGAAGCUUCGAGAGACAGAAAUACCUCUCAGUACAGGAUCGUAUGGAGCUAGCAGCUAGUCUUACUCUCACAGACACACAGGUCAAGACAUGGUAUCAGAAUAGGAGGACGAAAUGGAAGCGGCAGACAGCCGUUGGUCUGGAGCUGUUAGCCGAGGCCGGGAACUAUUCGGCUUCGAUGCAACGUCUCUUCGCACCGCCAUUCUACUACCACCCAACACAGGGCAUCGUGUCGAAUCUUGACGGAUUGUACGGGCUACAGGCGGGCCAGCGUCCCGUACUCCCCCGCCUCUUCUUGCACGGUCUGCAGCAACACGUCAGCCAUCUGCCACUCACUCCGCGACCGCUUCAUCCUCACUCUCAUUGACCUCCGCGUCGUCAUGCUGGCUCAACGAACCCGACGACGACGUCGGAGACGAUGAUGAUGAUGAUGACGAUGAUGCCUGAUUGAUCUUCAGUGGCAGAGAUUAAAGACUCUGACGGUUGGUUACACCGUUGUUCAUGGAACAUUUUGCUUAUGACGACUCGUUGAAGAAACAAAUACGGUUUAUUACAGCUUCAACAUAUUUCAUUUAUAUCUUCUUCAUUUAGGGAUCCAAUUUAAUUGAUAUUGUAGUUAUUUACAUCAUGUUUACAACAAAAAGUUAUCCAUACCAGCCUCAACAGUGGACUGCUAAUUCACGCCUUUGACGGCGAAAACAUCUCACCAUUUUUCGUCGUUUGCGUCAUAAAAAAUGUAUCACCCUUUAAGAUCUCGAACUCAGCAUUCAACACGAGAGUGUUUAUAUGCGAUACAAACUUUAUCACUCAUUCAAAGAGCAUUUAUAGCAAAAUUGAUUUCUCAAUGAAUUAAAAGGCGAGGAGAAGACAUAAGUUUUUGUUUUAAUAUAAGAGCGAAAUCAUUCUGACUAAAGACAGACUUUUUGAAUUAUCAUUAAUGUAGAAAGUGGCAAUGUUUAACGUUUUAGGUAAGAGAUAUAGUUAUUAAUUCAAAUAAUUUCGUGAAUGUUUCUCGUCAUAGCUCAGAUUUCAUUUCAAAAUAAUCAAAUUGAAAGUCUGAUCUAAUUUAAGCUCAUAUAUGUCAUUUGAAUCGUAAGAAAGUGAAAAGUUAUCAAAUGACAGAUAGUAAAUCUUUUUGAAACAUUAUUUUGUUCACCCGCAGUUUCACUUGAUGACUAUUUAGGGUUAGAUUUGA
Messenger RNA from Strongylocentrotus purpuratus (purple sea urchin), 3015 nucleotides. RefSeq names its product barH-like 2 homeobox protein. Lineage: Eukaryota; Metazoa; Echinodermata; Echinoidea; Camarodonta; Strongylocentrotidae. Gene Ontology annotation, molecular function: RNA polymerase II transcription regulatory region sequence-specific DNA binding; DNA-binding transcription factor activity, RNA polymerase II-specific. The record is from RefSeq and is a predicted model, not a curated record. Gene Ontology annotation, cellular component: nucleus. Gene Ontology annotation, biological process: regulation of transcription by RNA polymerase II. The coding region runs from base 889 to 2187 and encodes 432 amino acids. The transcript is spliced from 4 exons.